This is a messenger RNA of Panthera uncia (snow leopard), 3461 nucleotides long. RefSeq names its product BRCA1 associated ATM activator 1 (gene BRAT1). NCBI's taxonomy places the organism in Eukaryota, Metazoa, Chordata, Mammalia, Carnivora, Felidae. Gene Ontology annotation, cellular component: nucleus. Bases 785 to 3250 code for a protein of 821 amino acids. Gene Ontology annotation, biological process: positive regulation of protein phosphorylation; DNA damage response; cell population proliferation. The transcript has 13 exons. The record is from RefSeq and is a predicted model, not a curated record.
GGCGCUACCGGGGAGGGGUGGCGGACCCGGCGGAGUGUGGAAGAGGGGCUGGGGACCCUGGAGCAUCCUGGGGCCAGCCGGGCCGCGGCCGCCGCCUCGUGCUCCCUCCGGGCCCUUCGGGAGGCCGGUGACCGGCGCGGCAGCGGGGUCCGCAGGGAGGGCUCCCUUCUCAGGGACCUAGCCUCACCGGGGACGGACAGACAGACCCACUUCCGGCUGCGACCGAGCCCCUGACCGCCCCCAGCUCCCGAGAGAACCCUCCCUGACCGCAUGACCGCCGGGCUCCCCGUCCCCUCCCAGACGGGACACGCAGGUGCACACCCCGGCCCGGGAGAGACGGACCCGGGACGGAGCGCCUUCCUCUCUGCACACUGCUGGCUGCGGGGGUGUCGGUUACAGACUCACUGACCCCGGGAGAGACGCUCUUCCCCUGUCCGCGCGGCUAGCGCCAGGAGGCACGCACCCCAGACUGGCCCACGGGCAGUUUGGGUGAGCAUCUAGCCGUUCCCCUCCCACCAGAGUCCAGGGUUGGCAGACUCAGCACCUGAGACCUCGUGGUUUACACCAGACUCCUUUCCAACCAGGGCGGCCAGAACUCAGGGCCCCUGCCUGCUCUGGAACACCUCCCAGUACCACCCUGGCAGCUCCCUCGGAGGAUUGUGGUCCUGCAGCGCCUGGCCUGCUGUGAAAGUUCUGGGGCCUGAGCGGACACCGGGGCUGCCUGUGAUUAGGGUGGGCGGGACCUGGCCCUGACCUUUUCUUUGCAGGACUCUCCAGCCUUAUCAUGGACCCAGAGUGCUCCCAACUCCUCCCGGCUCUCUGUUCCGUUCUGGCAGACCCCAGGCAGCCCGUGACAGAUGACACCUGUUUGGAGAAGCUGCUGGACUGGUUUAAAACCAUCACUGAAGCCGGGUCCAGCCUGCUGUUGUUACAGGAGAACCCCUGCCUGCUGGGGCUGCUCUGCCACGUGCUGAAGCCCCAGGACCUGAGUCCCAGAGUCCUCGCCUUCUCGCUCCGCCUCGCGGGCAUGCUUGCAGCCCAGGAAGAUUGCUUCCAGUACCUUCAGCAGGGGGAGUUGCUGCCCAGGCUCUUUGGGGAGGCAGGACCCCUCGGAGGCGCCGCCUGGACCGCCCCCAGCGUGCGCAGCGGCUGGAUCCAGGGCCUGCGCUCCCUGGCGCGUCACCCCAGUGCCCUGUGCUUCCUGGCCGACUGCGGUGCCGUUGACACCAUCUUCUCCCUGCAGGGAGAUUCCAGCCUGUUUGUGGCCUCGGCAGCUGGGCAGCUCCUGGUGCACGUCCUGGGCUUGUCUCUGCAAGGUCCAGCUGAGGGACACCCUGGCCUGCAGACUGGUGAUUGGCCAGUGUGUGCCCAGAAGAUAGUGGGUCACAUUGAGGAGUCCCUGCGCUCCGCAGCCACCCCGCAGAUCACACAGGCUCUAAACGUGCUGACCACCGCUUUCGGGCACUGCCACAACCCUUGGACGCAAGUCCUGUGGGUGCGGCUGAGUCCCCUUGUGGCCUCUCUGCUCGAGAAAGACCCCGUCCCCGCUGCACACUCGCUCGUGGAUCUCCUCCUCAGCGUGGCCCGUUCUCCAGUGCUGAGUUCGUCCAGCUGUGGCCUGUGGGAGACUUUAGCACAGACUCUGAGCCAUCUGAGCCCCACCCAAGCAGGGCCGUUGGCUUUGGGGAUCCUGAAACUGCAGGAGUGUCCACAGGCGUUGAGGGCCCAGGCCUUUGCUGUCCUCCUCCAGCCCCUGACCUGUGUCCUUGAAGCCACCGCUCAGGCCCCCGGACUCCUAGACUCGUUGGACGGUACCGGGGGCGCUUCGGUGACGGUGGACACGCUCCUCCCCUCCAAGGCGGCCUGUGUGGGUCUCCUGUGCCGGACGCUGGCCCACCUGGAGCUGCUGCAGCCACUGCGCCCCUCACCCUGGCCUCAGGCGCCCCUGCUUGGCGCCACGGUGACGAUAUUGCGGCUCUGCAGUGGUUCGGCGACCCCCGCCUCUGACGCGGGGGGCCACCUCUGUGCGUUCCUGGUGGGCUGUGUGCGGGUCCAGCGAGCGGCCCUCGAUUUCCUGGGGACGCUGUCUCAGGGGACAGGUCCCCGAGAGCUGGUGACACAGGUGUUCGCUGUCCUUCUGGAAUAUCUCACAAGCCCAGACUCCAGCCCCACGGUUCUGAAGAAGGCCUUCCAGGCCACGUUCCGGUGGCUCCAGAGUUCACCUGAGACCCCUGGCUGCAGUGAUUUGGAUCCCCACGCCCAGCUAUUCCUAAGAGAUCUUCUCCCAGUGCUGCCUAAGCGCCUGUGCAGCCCCUGCUGGGAGGUGAGGGACUCUGGCCUCGAGUUCCUGACCCAGAUGAUCGGACGCUGGGGAGGGCAGGCCGGCUUCAGACGCGCACUCCUCGCUUCCGAGGUGCCCGAGCUCACCGAGCAGCUCCUGCGAGACCCUGAGAGUUACGUCCGUGCGAGUGCAGUGGCCGCCAUGGGACAGCUCUCCAGCCAGGGGCUGCGCGUCACCCCCGCCAGCCCCGAACACCCAGGGGGCCAGCAGAAGAGCCUGCUCGCGGAGCUCCUACACAUCCUGUCCACAGACUCGGAGGGAUUCCCCCGGAGGGCUGUCAUGCACGUCUUCACCCAGUGGCUGAGGGACGGGCACGCCGACGUGGCGGGGGACACGGAACGGUUUGUGGCCAGGGUGCUCCAGGUGGCGAGCCAGGAUCUGGACUGGGAGGUCCGGGCUCAGGGCCUUGAGCUGGCACUGGUGUUCCUGGAGCAGACGCUGGGCCGACCCAGCUCCCACUGUCCCUAUGCCGUGACCCCGCCUGUGGCGGCCCCGCCGAGCCCACUGGCCCAGGCCCUGCGGCCACUCUGCCGAGUGCAGCUCUUCGAGUUUGCCUUUCGUGCCUUGUUUGACUGUGACCGACCCGUGGCUCAGAAGUCCUGUGACCUUCUCCUCUUCCUGAGGGCCCAGACUGCUUCCUACAGUGGCCCGCAGGGGUCCGGGAGUGUCCCUGAGGUGGCCUCUGUGGAGGCCGCCCUGCAGAGGUGGCAGGCAGGUGAUCAGGGCCAGCCACUGGGGUACCUGGAGCCCGAGGUCGUGGUGGCUGUGCUGAGGUCUAUGGACCUGGAGGGCCUUCGGGGCGCAUUGGCCGAGAGCAGCGACCGCGUAGAAAAGAGCCCUCAGUCGCUCCUGCAGGACAUGCUGGCCACGGUGGGCGCUCUGGGGGAGGACGAGGCGGACUGCUACUGAGGCAGCCCAGCAGCAGCCUCCCCGGGCCUCCCCUUACGGCCCUUCUUCGCGACCCUGUCACCCAGAGAGCUCUAGCCUGGCCUGGCUGCACGAGGGACCUCUUGGGGAGGCCAGGACCAGGUGAGACCAGCAAGGCUGAAGAGUCCCUUUUGAUGUACUAUUAAAGAAGAGGCUUAUUUUUUACUCAAAAUAAACGGCGUUUGGUCCCGCC